AUGGCGGCGGGAGAUGAUACCACACCGACCGAAACACCGACCGUCACCGUUGCUCAGCUGGAGGCUCUCACAGCUCAGAUGAAGCAGAACGAAGAACGACUUGCGCAAAUCCAGGCGGAGAACGCAACCCUACGAGCAGAAAACGCGUCAUUGGCUCAGGCUCGCAAUAGAUAUCGAGAACCGGUUCCUCCUAUGCAAUCGUUCGACACUCCACCACUUACGGGUGCAACAGGAGCAACCCUAGGAGCAGGAGCUACCGACGCUGCGCAAGGUAACCAAACAUUGGUUCCACCCCUUGCACCAACGAUGGAACAUCAAUCUGAAGACUCGCAUACUAUGUUCUCAAAGCGAUUGGAGGCUAUGGAGCUCUUGCUCGCGCGACUUCCAGGAGUAGCUCCUCCAAUCACCAAAAGUGCUCCUAAUUGCUAUGCAGACACUCCCUUCACGGAUGCCAUGCGUUGGUUGAGAUGCCAAAGAAGUUCAUCGUCCCUUCAAUGA
Molecule: messenger RNA, 498 nt
Organism: Microthlaspi erraticum
Lineage: Eukaryota; Viridiplantae; Streptophyta; Magnoliopsida; Brassicales; Brassicaceae
Source: the annotation of a GenBank genome assembly